Cyanidioschyzon merolae strain 10D is the source of this 1830-nucleotide messenger RNA. RefSeq names its product aspartate kinase. The record is from RefSeq and is a predicted model, not a curated record. Gene Ontology annotation, biological process: amino acid biosynthetic process. NCBI's taxonomy places the organism in Eukaryota, Rhodophyta, Bangiophyceae, Cyanidiales, Cyanidiaceae. Gene Ontology annotation, molecular function: aspartate kinase activity. The coding region runs from base 1 to 1830 and encodes 609 amino acids. The transcript has a single exon.
AUGCACUCCGCUUUACAACCAGCCGCACAGCCGUGUUUUAUCCUGGCGCCCGGUUUGACCAGUAACCGAAAUGGGUUGACGCGUGCUUCGUGCGCGCACGAGCUGCGGCGAGCGCCUUGCGUCUGGCUCGCAAGGCGUCGCUUUCCCCGGCAAACAGCAGGCCCACAGCACGAUGCAAGUUGUCUGGUGCCAAGCUUUCAUCGACAGGAACUCCAUCGCCAACGAGUUGUUGCGCUAUCGCGCCGUCGUACGAAGCGCACUGCCCCACUAGACAUAGUGGCUGAGCGAAGCGACUCGGGCAACGCCCAGGCCGUUUCCGGAACCCAGUUUCAGCAGGAAGCGACUCCGACAGGCGCUCCCGGCAAGGUCUAUGACCGUGUCGUGUGCAAGUUUGGUGGCUCUUCUGUCGCCGACGCGGAACGUAUGCGUGAGGUAGCGCGACUUGUGCGGCGUCAGAUUGAGCUGUCCCGCCAGUACCCAGUGGUGGUGCUGUCGGCGAUGGGCUCGACCACAAACGACCUCAUUGCCGCCGGAGACGCCGCACUUUACGAAGGUAUCGUUGACUCGACAGUGGUCCGAAACCGCGCCUACGCGGUCUGUGAUGCUCUCGGCCUGGACCGGGAGGCGCUCGUGGACCCCCUGCUCAUGCAACUGGACCAGCUGCUCAUGGGUGUCAAGUUCAUUCGGGAGCUCUCGCCGCGAACCCGAGACUACCUGGUCUCGUUUGGCGAGCGGCUUUCGGUUCGCAUUUUCGCAGCGCAUCUGCUGUACAAUGAAGGACUACCUGCACGCGCCUUCGAUGCGUUUGACGUCGGCUUUCGAACGGACUCGAAUUUUCAGAAUGCGGAGAUCCUCGAAGAGACCUACGACCUUAUCCGAAGCUUUUUCGAGCGGGUUGUAAGCAACCAGACCCUAGCGGUGAUCACCGGUUUUAUUGCGAAGGACAAUGAGGGUCACGUUACCACUCUGGGGCGCGGAGGCUCCGACUUGACUGCCACCACGCUGGGUGCAGCGCUGGGCGCCACCGAAGUCCAAGUCUGGAAGGACGUCGACGGUAUCAUGACAACGGAUCCGCGUCUAGUGCCGAAUGCGAUACCCGUGGCUGAAAUGUCUUUCGAAGAAGCCGCCGAGCUCGCUUACUUUGGCGCCAAGGUUCUGCAUCCGGUGGCGAUGCAACCGGCGUUGCGCUUCAAUAUACCGGUGCGCGUGAAGAACUCGUACAAUCCGGAAGCACCGGGCACUGUGAUUCUUCGACGGGAGUCCGCGACCAUGGAUCGCCCUGUCACAGCGCUCAGCGUGAAACGCGGAGUCCAGUUGGUGGAUAUUGUAUCCACGCGUAUGGUCGGUGCAUACGGUUUUCUGGCGCGGGUGUUCGCGUGCUUCGCGACCCACCAGUUAAGCGUGGACGUUAUCGCUACAUCGGAAGUGAGCCUAUCGCUGACACUGGACGCAAACGCCUGCGAUAUGACGCGGCAGCAGCGCAUCAUUAAGGAACUGCAACAGAUCGCACAGGUGAGCUUCAGCUCCGGACGCGCCAUCAUUAGCAUCAUCAGCAACGUUCGGCGGAGUAGCGAAAUUCUGGCCAGAGCGAUGAAAGUGCUCCACGAGCAGAACAUCGAGGUACAAAUGAUAUCCCAGGGAGCUUCCAAAUUCAAUAUUAGCUUGGUAGUCCACAACGACGAAGCUAUCACUGCAGUGCGCGCCUUGCACGAUGAGUUCUUCCAUUGCUCGCCGUCGGCAAGCAACGGAACGUCGACGUCGGCGACGGCAGCAGCAGCUGCUGCAGCAGCAGCGAACGCAGACGGCGUCCGCGUCGCGGGUGCCGCUUGA